This is a messenger RNA of Notodromas monacha, 4818 nucleotides long. The record is from the annotation of a GenBank genome assembly. Lineage: Eukaryota; Metazoa; Arthropoda; Ostracoda; Podocopida; Cyprididae.
CUUUUUCCUCCCUUGCCCUUGAUUGUGAAUUCCUUGACGUUGAAAUCGUGCAGCUAUGGAAAACCAGGGGUGGAGUUCUACGGACAACACAAGAAUGGAGAAGCCGCCGUGACGCAAAUAUUCUUCCUCAGCAAUCAGGGACGUCUGGUGACGCUGUGCGACGAUAACUCUUUGCAUCUCUGGGAGCUGAACGAAGAGGAGGACGAGGCGGACGGAUGGGUUCUGGAGGAGAUCAAGGAAGUGGCGCUGGAGGGCAAGUUGAAGCGGAUUUCGGCUUGCUGCUUGGAGCGGUCUGGAGACCAUUUGCUUAUCGGCACGGAAGGUGGCAAUAUUUACCUCCUUGACCUCAAGUCGUUCGAGAUGACCGAGCAGAUCAUUUAUCAAGACGUUGUGCUUCAAAACGUUCCUGACGAUUACAAGGUGAAUCCGGGCGCAGUUGAGGCGAUUGCUGAACACCCGACCAUGGAAGAUAAAAUAUUGAUUGGCUAUAAUCGUGGACUAAGUGUUUUGUGGGACAAGAAGGAAACGCAAGCCAGUAAGACAUAUGUGAGUUCUCAGCAGCUGGAAAGCUUGUCCUGGAACGAGGAUGGCACGCGCUUUCUUUCGUCGCACAACGACGGAUCGUACAUUGAGUGGGACGCGGAAGAGCCGAGCAAAGCUGGAAAUCCAACCACUCCGUUCGGACCGUUUCCAUGCAAGGCCAUCUCCCGCAUUCUUUGGAAAAUCAACACCGAGUACUCCGAAGGAAUCUACAAUCUUUCACGAUCUAACGAUGGUACUUCCUGGUUUAAUAGGGGUGAUCUGAAGAUUUUCAGUGGCGGAAUGCCUCGCGCUUCUCACGGAGAUAAGAACACCGUGACGCUGGUACAGAAGUCGAAGACAAUUGCUUUGGACUUUACAUCCAAGGUCGUGGACUUCCUGACGAUACCGAACGCAGCUGGAACAGCCGCUGGCUCGCUGAUAGUACUUGUGGAGGAAGAACUGAUUGGAAUCGAUCUGGAGGACCCGGCGUGGCCACAGUUGAGGUUACCAUAUUUGGCGCCGCUCCACGCAUCGCCAGUCACCGCCACACAUGUCGUGUCUGGCGUUUCCGCCGACGUGAUGCACAAGAUUCGUGAUGCCGGGGAAAAACAAAGCGAAGGGCUGUCAACGAAGGAAUGGCCAGUUAAUGGAGGAAAAACCAUUGGGGAUAUUGUGGAGGAAGAAGGCACCGUUUUGGUCACUGGUCACGAAGAUGGAACUGUUCGUUUCUGGGAUGCCGGACGCGUUGCUAUGUGCCCGUUGAUGACAUUCAAGAGUGCCGGCACGAUGUUCUUGUCGGAGACGGAGGAUGAAAUAGUACCAGCUGGGGAAGAUAAUAUUCCGUCUGCAGACCAAGACCAGCAAGACGAUGAAAUGUGGCCCAUGCGGAAGAUUGGAAGUUUUGAUCCGUUUUCGGAUGACCCGAGGCUAGCUAUCAAGAAGAUUUUCUUCUGCCCUCGUUCGGGAAAUCUUGUCGUGGGAGGCACUGCCGGACAAGUCGUAAUCGCUCAGCUAUCCGAGGAAAAGAUCGCCGAUGGAAAAGUGCAGGUCAACGUUGUUGAAUUGGUCGCCGAUGUGGAUGGAUUUGCGUGGAAGGGACAUGAAGCCCUGAAGGUGAAAUCUGCCGCUACGAAUGGAACCAUGAAAUUCGAGCCUGGGUUGCAGAGUGUGGCCAUUGUCCAACUCCAGCCUCCAGCGUGUGUUACAGCCCUGACUGCGAGCACUACUUGGGGAGUAGUUGCUGUCGGUACUGCGCAUGGUUUCACCCUGUUUGAUCGUCUCGCCAAGAAAGCCGUCGUUGUUAAAUGCACGCUGAAUCCGCAUGAUUAUGCUGGAGGAGCUGGAGACGCGCCGAUGUCCCGCAGGAAGUCAUUCAAGAAAUCUUUGAGAGAAUCGUUUAGAAAACUUCGUAAGGGAAGAUCUGCUGCCCCGGAAGCUCCGGCAAACAAGAGGAGGACUGCGACUCGAACAGCAAGUGAAGAGAAAGAGAGUCCUAGAAAGGCCUCUACAUCGGAGAAAGAAGGGACUGAAACUGAAAAGCCAGAGAAGCUUGCUGAAGUGACGGAAGAAAACAAGGCUGAGGAUGAGAAAAAGGAACAGGAGACGGAGGGAGAAAAGACUGAUGAGAAGAAGGAACCCGAGAAGGACGAAAAGGUGGAUGAGGAAAAGAGUGGCGAAAAGCAACCGGAUGAAGGAGCAAAAGCAGAGGAGCAGAGGGGUGCUCAAGCAGAUGACGAGGCUGGGAAAGCAGGUGCUUCUACCCCGAAGAAGGAAGUAGUUGAAGUCGGUGAAACAAAACCAGUCGAACGUCAGAUUGAAGCGCGAUCAGCAGAUGACACGUUCACGGGUUUAAUUCGAUGCUUGGCUUUGGUUGAUUGCAACCUCCUUUCACUUAAUACCAAGACGCCGACAUUUUGGGUGGGGAACAACAGUGGUGCUAUUUUUAUCUACACCUUGAGUUUCCCGGCUGCUGAGAAGAGAUCAGAAAAUGCAGUUUCUGUUAGAUUGGCAAAAGAAAUUCAAUUGAAGCACCGAGCUCCGGUCAUGUCCGUCUCGGUUCUCGACGGAAAUGUUCCGGUCGCCGAGUUUCCGAGCGAGCCUGAGGAGGUGAUCAAGCCAGUUGAGCAAUCCAAACCGGCUGAAGCCGCAACACCUGUUGCAUCUGUUGAAGAAUCCAAAGAAGUGAAGGAAGAGAAGGAAAAGGGUGCUGAAACUUCUGCUGAAACCAAAGAAGAGACGAAGAAGGAGGAGAAGAAGGAGGAAAAGCCACCUGCGCCAGUUGUGUCACACUCGAAACCCGCGUCGCAUCCUGCUGCACAUCCUAAAGUACUCAUUUGCUCGGAGGAGCAAUUCAAGAUUUUUUCACUGCCGAACUUAAAGCCUCUUGGAAAGUACAAACUCACGGCCCAUGAAGGUGCGCGAAUUAAGAAGGUGCAUUGGGCGAAAUUCUCUGCCCCCAUCCCUCCGUCGUCACCGUCCAAGACUGAAUCGACCAAGAGACACGAAGAAAUGUGUCUGAUGUGUUUGUCGAACCAGGGAGAUGUCUCUGUUUUCACCGUGCCAGAUUUACGUCGACAAAUGCUCGCAGAUUGUGUGAGAAAGGAAGAUAUCAACGGAAUGCUGUCGCUCAGUUUCACGUCGAACGGGGAAGCACUAUACUUACAGUCAUCCAGCGAGCUGCAAAGAGCAAGUUUGGCUGCCAAUCACGCGAUCGAGUCUAAAUGCGGAGUUUGUCUGUUGCCUGAUAUGAGGCCGAAAAAGCAAGCGAAGGUUGAGUCUACCAAGACCGAUGCUGAGAAAGUAGAUGACGCGACGCACAGUGACAAGCACAAUCAGUCUACCGGCAAUGGUGAUGUGAAAAAUGAAAACAAAGAGAUUGUUACAGAAGAAUCGAAACUUGAGACGUCGCAAAUGUCGACUGACAUCACGAUUGAUUCCAUCAAGGAUCAUGUUGGAAACUUGGAGACUAGCAUUACCAAAAAGACGGAGAUCAAAACCGAAUCAAUUUCGGAAAAGAUUGAGGAAAGCAUCACCAUGUCAAAAAUCACAACAAUCAGCUCCGAGACCGUGAAGGUCCCAAUCGCCGGAAGUGCGUUUCCCCCGAGUUUCUUCUCAUCUGAUGAGCACACUGUGGUUACCCAGAACUCAAGUGUCACGGUUCUUAAUUCUGAGACUAGAGCGUUGAAUUCAUCCAGACAUCCGAUCAUGGCUCCCUUGGCCAGCAUGGAGGACACAAACACAGUAGAAACACCGGGACAAGACUGAUCCAUGGAUUAAUCUGAGGAAAAUGAUUGCUUUGUAACGAAUUGUUGAUUUCAUCUCCAGACCGGAGGUUCAUUUCUCAAUUCCGCCUUUCUAUAGGAACACGUUCACAUGUAUCUUGGACAGCCAAGUGAAAAGGUUUGACAGCUGUAAAUAUCUGCUAAAUUGUUGUUUCCUUAUUUAUAACUUGCUGUCCGUGAGUGGUCGUGAAAGCUUGACAUUGGUGGUGUUGUAGGAAUGCUUUAAUGAGAAUUUUUGAAUGGCUCAGACCUAUAUUGGCAUUCCAAGUCAGUUGAUGGAGUUCUCUUGUGCACUUUUGACACCCCCGUUUUGCUUUUGGAUUCGAUGGACCCUCGAUGUGAUGUAAAUAGUGUUUGCUGGCCUUGUUUGCUUUAUUCUCUUGUCAUAAAGUGAGUGAAAUCGAGUGAAGAUUAGAGACAAAGUUUAUUUAUGGAAGGCUGAAGAAAAAAGGUGACAAGUAAUCAGAAGGUAGCUUAUUGCGCGUAGAGCAGCGGUGUUUUUUCUGUGUGAAAGGAUUUCGAGUAACUUUCAUUUCGCUUUUCCUGACGUUGCUUGGCUUUUGUAAAUGUCUUUCCGGAUACUCACGGAAGAAAGAAGAAAAGCGGAUGAAUAAUUACUGCGCUGUCAUGCCUUGCUUUGGGAUUCUUCCUAACGCUGAUCCGUCCUUUCAAGGAGUAACUCGUUACAAUUUUUUUGGAGGCCUUGUCACGAGGAAUGCAUUGAUCUCUAAAUUUGCUUGUCCUCUUCGUCUCCCAGUUGCUAUUUUUGUGCGAAUUAUUUCUACGGUCUGAUUGCGGUAUUUUUUUUGGUUUCGAUGACUGGACUUGCCUUCUUUGUGUGCUGGAUUGUGCCGCGGAAAAGUCGUGCGUCCUUCGGAGUUUUGUUUUUAUUGUGUAGCAAAUACCUGCCCAUGCUUUGCUUGUUUGGUGUGCACUUAUUUGUGAUUAGCAAAUUAGGAAGUGCGGGUGUGAGGGAUGGGAAAGUUGGUAGAUGGUUAAUAAAUUCCUGGAAAUA